This is a messenger RNA of Prorocentrum cordatum, 534 nucleotides long. The record is from the annotation of a GenBank genome assembly. Lineage: Eukaryota; Dinophyceae; Prorocentrales; Prorocentraceae.
AUGGAGGAGUUGAAGCAAGUGGCCCGCCUCAUCGCGGCUCGGACCAGCCGCUUCGCCGAGCGGGAUUUCUUCUUUGUCGGUUUCGGUGGCUUCGACAUGCACUCCAACCUGGAGGUCUGGCUGUUCUCGAGGUUUGGGACGAUGGACAUGGGCAUCAGAGCGUCUGUAAACGAGAUGAAAGGCCAGGGAAUUUGGGAGAACGUCUUGCUUGCAACCCAAUCCGAUUUUGCGCGAACUUUGGAUCCUAAUGCAAACAUGGGUACUGACCACGCUUGGGCUGGCAAUCAUUUCAUCUUGUCGGGUGCAGUGAAUGGUGGCAGGAUCUACAAUCAGUUCCCGGAAUCGCUCGCUGCUGGCAACCCUGCAGAUCUUGGUCGCGGCCGGCUCAUUCCGAAGUACCCCUAUGAGAGCUAUAUAGUACCUAUUGCCAUGUGGCUUGGUGUUGAGGGCGGGCACCUUGGAACCGUCUUCCCAAACCUCCCAAACUUUAACAGCUCGUUCAUCAUCCCUCAGCUGAAUCUCAUGAGCAUUUGA